Xyrauchen texanus (razorback sucker) is the source of this 2590-nucleotide messenger RNA. RefSeq names its product SEC14-like lipid binding 8 (gene sec14l8). NCBI's taxonomy places the organism in Eukaryota, Metazoa, Chordata, Actinopteri, Cypriniformes, Catostomidae. The transcript is spliced from 12 exons. The coding region runs from base 203 to 1390 and encodes 395 amino acids. Gene Ontology annotation, cellular component: cytoplasm. The record is from RefSeq and is a predicted model, not a curated record.
UAUGUAAUAAAUGAUGUAUGACAAUUUUAAUCCAAUUCGUUUUCUUGUACAAUAUGAAUUGAAUAAUCGGUCUUGCAGCGACACCCAGCGGUAGAAACGAAUCGCAACUAGUGGGAGGAGACACGAAACAUCAUUCAGUCCUGCUCAGGUCUUUACAGUCUCUAGCGCAGUUCAGUCUUAUUUCUGGUGUACUCCGGGAAACAUGAGCGGAAAAGUAGGAGAUCUGAGCGUAAAACAAGCUGAGGCCUUGGCCCAGUUUCGAGAGAGUGUUCAGGAUAUUCUGCCCCAGUGUCCAUCUCAAAGUGACCACUUUCUUCUCCGAUGGCUCAGAGCCAGAAAUUUCAAUCUACAGAAAGCCGAGGCCAUGCUGCGCAAGCAUGUGGAGUUUCGCAAAUACAUUAAAGCAGACACGAUUACCACGGAGUGGCAGGUGCCAGAGGUAAUAGACAAGUAUCUUUCUGGUGGCAUGUGUGGCCAUGACCGGGAAGGAAGCCCCAUAUGGUAUGAUGUUGUUGGGCCUAUGGACCCAAAGGGACUGAUGCAUUCCGCAACUAAGCAGGACUUAAUCAAGUCUAAAGUCAGAGACUGUGAGAUGUUGCAGAAAGAGUGUGAUUUACAGAGUGAACGGCUGGGUAAAAACAUUGAGUCUAUUACUAUGGUCUAUGACUGUGAGGGUCUGGGAAUGAAGCACUUAUAUAAACCUGCUAUAGAGACUUAUGGAGAGAUUCUCUCAAUGUUUGAGAGUAAUUAUCCAGAGGGACUCAAGAGGUUAUUUGUCAUUAAGGCACCCAAGCUGUUUCCUGUGGCUUACAAUCUGGUGAAACAUCUUUUGACUGAGGACACUCGACGUAAGAUCAUCAUACUGGGAUCAAACUGGCAAGAGGUGUUACAGAAAUACAUCGACCCUGAGGAGCUCCCAGUUUUCUAUGGGGGCAAACUGACCGACCCUGAUGGUGACCCCAAGUGUAGAACCAAGAUUACAUUUGGAUCAGAGAUUCCCAGGUCCUUCUACGUUCGAGACACCAUUAAAGUGGACUAUGAUCAGUGUGUGAAUAUAGGCCGUGGCUCCACCCACCAGGUGGAAUAUGAGAUACUUGCACCAAACUGUGCACUGAGAUGGCAGUUUACCUGUGAUGGUGCCGAUGUGGGAUUUGGCAUCUUUUUGAAGAAGAAGAUGGGUGAGUGGAUGAAGGCUGGACAAAUGAAGGAGAUUAUACCAAAUCAGCGUUACAACGCACACCUGGUACCUGAGGAUGGAUCCCUCACCUGCCCAGAACCAGGAGUGUAUGUACUGCGAUUUGACAACACUUACAGCAUUUUCCAGUCCAAAACGGUCAGCUUUUCAGUGGAGGUCCUCCUACCUAGUAAUGAUAACCAAUCAGGGCCUUAAAAAUAAAAAAUGACAACAGUAGACCAAGGAAAUGACAAGCAGCAACCAACAAAAUUAUUUUCUCUCUAAAACUGUUUAAUGAAUAUUGCACUGUAGCAUAACUAAAAAUAAUUCAGUGUUGUAAAUGUUAUAAUAAUCCUGCUCUCAGGAAAAGGAGGAGAGUAUGUAAUCAAACUGACCAAUCACCACAAUACAAUCUUGUGAGAUGAAAUUUGAUCAACAUGCAAUUACAGGCUCUAUUGUUCAUCAGUCUAUCUUGAUCCCAAUUUCAGGCAAUGCCAGUUUGAUUCUUUGCUUACAAUUUUUCUGAGAUGAAGCCGUUAUCAAGUUGAUUAGUCAGAAUUUAACUCCUUGACAUUAUUGAAGUAUUCACUGCAUAAUUAAAAUCAAGUGUGAAUGUCAUCAAGUGUAACAACUGUAUUAAAAGCCACAAGACCCUAAUGUUUUGCUGAGAAGUGUUUAGUAUAUAUUAUUUGAUCUUUCACUUGUGGAUACUUCUUGAUUGCUUUAACUGGAGGUCUUCUAGUUAUUUCACUUGUUUUCUAGCUUAUAUAGAGAACUCGGAUGAGUCUGAACACUUUAUCCCUCAGAUUACUUGAUGUGGGAGAUUUAAAAAAUAUAUUUAUUUUAUUUGAAUUAUACACAGAUAUGUGAACCUUUGAAACACGUUGUUUUACAAAAAGCAUGUAACCUCAUGCCAGAACAGUCUGUCGUGGGUUUUCUGAUGUGUUUUAAAUUUUGUUUUGCUUUUUAUUUUCACUUUAUUUUUUAUUUUCAAUUAUGUCUUCCAUAAUUGUAAGUAAUAAUGUAAAAUGAUUCCUUGUUUAAGAUUUUUACCUCAGGUCAUUGUGUUUACAGUAACAGUGUCUGCAUUUUAUUCCAGCAUCACGCAGGUACGGAGCUAGGAGUGGAGUGGGGGUUUGGUUUGUAAAGAUUACCUAAUAUUGUGCCCAUGAUAAAAGAUGGCCAAAACGGCAAUUGCGAAUGGUGUGGCCAGGAGCGUCCAUGGUGGCCAUGGCCCUAGCUCCGCCAUCCCCUAGCUCCGCCCCUGGCAUCACGUAAUCUGUAUUCUUAGUGUAUUUUAAUGACCACAUUGUAUUUGUCAGAUUUUUUUUGUCUCUUCCUUUGAUUUUGUAAUAUUAAUGUAAUUUAUAAGUGAUAUUGCAUUACAUUUAUUUAGUUAUUAAAUAUUAAAAUAUU